Dimorphilus gyrociliatus is the source of this 2655-nucleotide messenger RNA. The record is from the annotation of a GenBank genome assembly. NCBI's taxonomy places the organism in Eukaryota, Metazoa, Annelida, Polychaeta, Dinophilidae.
CAUUUAAGGUCAAGGUCGAUUUACCGACAUUCCUGUGUUUUUCGCAAGUCAUUCAUUGUACCUACCCGAAACAUGUCCCAAAAGAAGCCUUUCGAACGCCUCCCAAAAGAUGUUGUUCCCGAAAACUAUGUUCUCGAAUUAACACCUCAUUUGAGUAACUUUACGUUUGACGGAAAACAGGAAAUAGCCAUAGAGGUAAAAAAUGAGACGUCAUCAAUUACUAUGAACAGUUGCGAUAUUGAGAUUAAGGAUGUUUGGUUUGAAUGCAAUGGAUUGAGUAUCAAAAGCGGUAUUCGCACAACUUUGAAUAAUGAGGAAGAAACUGUUAAGUUUGAAUUCGAUUCAAAACUCCCAAAAGGAAGAGGAAAACUUGGAAUGACUUUUAUUGGUCAGUUGAAUGAUAAACUGAAAGGAUUCUAUCGCAACAAAUAUUUUACAUCUUCUGGUGAAGAGAGAUACGGAGCCGUUACCCAAUUUGAGUCCACUGAUGCUAGGAGAGCAUUUCCUUGCUGGGAUGAACCAGCUGUAAAAGCUACUUUUGAAGUUCAAAUGACUGUACCGAAAGAUUUGGUAGCUUUGUCCAACAUGCCAGAAAAACACUGCGAAGUUGGAGAGAAGACCAAGACAAUUCAAUACGAAAAAACUCCUGUAAUGAGUACUUAUUUACUUGCUUUUAUUGUGGGUGAAUAUGACAAAAUUGAAGCAAAAGAUGAAGAUGGAGUAUUGGUUAGAGUAUUUACACCAGUCGGUAAAUCAGAACAAGGAAAAUAUGCUCUUAAUGUUGCUGUGAAAACUUUACCAUUCUACAAGAAAUACUUUAAUAUCUCUUAUCCAUUACCUAAAAUCGACCUAAUUGCUAUUGACGACUUUGCGGCAGGAGCUAUGGAGAACUGGGGUCUUGUCACUUACAGAGAAACUGCUCUGCUAAUUGAUCCAGUCAAUUCUUCAUCGGCAUCAAAACAAUGGGUUGCACUAGUUGUUGGCCACGAAUUGGCUCACCAAUGGUUCGGAAAUCUUGUUACAAUGGAAUGGUGGACCGACUUAUGGUUGAAUGAAGGAUUUGCCUCCUGGAUUGAGUACUUGUGUGUCGACCAUUGCUUCCCUGACUUCGAUAUUUGGACUCAAUUUGCAAGCAAUGAUUUUUCCAAAGCUCUCGAUUUGGAUGCAUUGAAAAGUAGUCAUCCUAUUCAAGUUGAAGUUGGACAUCCAGCUGAAGUUGAUGAAAUCUUCGAUGCAAUCUCCUAUUGCAAAGGCGCUUCUGUUAUAAGGAUGCUCAAUGAUUACAUCGGAGAUGAACAUUUCCGUACUGGCUUAUAUAAUUAUCUAACUAAGCACAAGUAUGAAAACACUGUGACGGCUGAUUUGUGGAAGGCUCUUGGAGACGCAAGUGGCAAGCCUGUCGAUCAAAUUAUGAGCACCUAUACUAAACAAAUGGGAUUCCCUAUUAUUUCGGUUGAUGAAAAACGUGAAGGUAGCAAGCGUAUACUACAUUUAAAACAAAGUAAAUUUACUGCUGAUGGGUCAACUGACGAUAGCAAAUGGCUAGUACCCAUAAAUAUCGGCUCUAGUUCGUCGUCCAAGCCAAUUCAUCAAUUUGUGUUAGAGGAGAAGGAAACUGUAAUUACACUCGAUAAUGUUUCACCAGACGACUGGAUCAAAUUAAACAUGGGUCACGUUGGAUUUUAUAGAGUCCAGUAUUCUGAAUCUAUGUUAAACGCUUUACUGCCAAGUAUUAAAAGCAUGACUCUUUCUGCCAGAGACCGUCUUGGUUUACAAAAUGAUGCUUUUGCAUUAGCGAGAGCAGGUGCAAUUUCUACUGUUGACGCUUUAAAAAUUGCAUCCGCCUACCAGAAUGAAACUAACUAUACGGUGUGGAACGAUCUUUCAACCAAUUUAUCUUCUGUUUCCCUUCUGUUACAAUAUACUGAUUAUCAUGAUCUGAUGAAAGCAUUUACCAGAAAGCUCUACAAUCCAAUUUGCGAUAGCCUUGGUUGGGAUUCAGUAGAAGGAGAAGGUCAUUUGACAUCAAUGUUAAGAAGCCUGGUGAUUGGAAAGUUAGGCAGAGCAGGCGAGCCUAAGGUUAUCGCUGAGGCAAAGAGGAGAUUCAAGCUACAUUGUUCAUCCGAUACUAAGAUGGCAGCUGAUUUAAGAAAAGCUGUUUACACCACUGUGUUAACUGAUGGCACUUCUGAAGUGAUGGAUGCUAUGAUGAAACUCUUCAACGAUGCUGAUAUGCACGAAGAGAAAGAACGAAUAAUGCGCUCUCUUGGCGCUGUUAGUAGUCCGGAAUUGAUUGACCGAGUUUUGAACUUUUCUAUUUCCAAAGAUGUACGCUCGCAAGAUACCGUAUUUGUAAUUAGAGGAACUGGGGGCUCUGUGGUUGGUAGAGAAGGAGCUUGGAAUUUCAUCAAAAACAAUUGGAAGAAACUAUACGAAAUGUACGAAGGUGGAUUUUUGUUGAAUCAUUUGGCUAGAGUACCUGAAAGCUUCGCUGACGAGGACAAAGUUGCUGAUGUUAAGAAAUUCUUUGAGGUCAACGGUGCUCCGUCAAUCAAAAGAAGCGUUGACCAAAGCAUUGAAAACAUUCUACUAAAUAAGGCACAAUUGGCAAGAGAUAAUGAUGCUUUGAAGAAAUAUUUAGAAUCAGAAUUAUAA